GAAAAAGAGAAUAAAAAAGGAAACCAAAAAAAACAAAACAAAAACAAAAAUUCUCUUCUACAUUUCCCGUAAACUAUUCUGUCUACUUUCUUAUUUAAUGUAUCUAUGAGAAUAGAAUUACUAAUUUCUCUUGUCUAGUUUAUGAUUGGUUAUAAAAUGAAUAACUAGAACCAAAAAAUAAUUAUAAAAAUAUAAAAAAAAAACUUCACUCCUUUCAUUAUGAAAAUUAAAAGUAACAAAUAAUUUGUUUACUUUAUGAAUUGGAAUUUACAUAAUGAAAAACUAUAUUAUGAUUGUUGUGAAUAAUUAAAUCAUUAAUAAAAUGUCAACAGAAUAUACAGUCUUAGACUCUACAAUUUCUUCUCAACCAUAUUCAUCUAAUAAACAAUUUACAGAUGAUAAUCAAAAUAAUUUAAUGAAUAAUUUCAUAUCUGAUAUAUAUUCAACUUCAUUAUUUGAACAAUUUCCAUUUUCAUUGAAAAAUUUCCCAUCAACAGGAACUUCUUUACCUACCAACUCUCCUAAUCUUUCAUCAUCACUCCCAUUAUCAUCAAUAACAGUUCAAAAAUUAUCAAAUAUGGAAAUAAUUCAAGAAAAUGAUAUACAUAAUGUUAACUUUCAAUUGUAUCCUAAUAAAUAUAAAUUACCAUUAUUAUCUACACAUCAGCUAACAGAUAAUCAUAUACAUUCAAUGUCAACAACUGACACAAAUAUUCCAUUGACUUCUACCAUAGUAACAAAUUCUUUAAAUAAAACACAAUCCAAUGAAUCUAAUAAAUCAAUCAUAAAAAAAACAAAAACUUAUCAAAAAUUAAUUAAAGAUUGUACUGGAUGUAAUCAACCAAUUUAUGAAAAAAUUUAUCUUGGAUUAUCUGAUGGACAAUUAUGGCAUAUGAAUUGUUUAAAUUGUAAUACAUGUGGUAAAUGUUUAGAUAAAGAAACUAGUUGUUUUAAUAGAUAUGGACAAAUUUAUUGUCGUAAAGAUUAUGAACUAAUUUUCGGAUCAUUCAAAUCUAGACCUGUUUGCACAUACUGUAAGCAAUUAAUCAGUUCAAAUGAAUUAAUAGUACGAUCAAUAAAUCAAUUAAUAUUUCAUUCUGAUUGCUUUUGCUGCAAUAUUUGUCAUCGUAUAAUGAAAUGUGGUGAUCGAUAUGAGUUGGAUAACGUUAGUCAUCAACCGAUAUGUUGGGAACACUAUCAGCAAUCUCAUCAUCAUCAACUGGACUCAUUCCUAAGUUGUACAGAUCUAUGUGAAGGUAUAAAAUGUUUAAGAGAGAGUGAUCAUAAAGAUCCCGGAAAAUUAAAAGAACUGAGUGGCCAGAUUUAUUCAGCUGAUGGAAAUACAAAUGUAAACUUUAUUCAGGCUAGUGAUGUUCUAUCAAUUCGUGAUACCGACCCUGACAUUGAAGACUUACCAAUAGAAUCCUCAUCUCGAACAGACUUCCUAGAACAUGGUAACAGAUUGAAUUUUAUUGAUUAUGGAGUAAAGCAACAGCAACCGAAAUCAUCAGUCGACAGGGUUAUUGAUAAACGUAAGGAUGAAAAGUACAGUCGAUUUAACUCAUAUUCUAUUCCCUUGAUUGGUAAAGACAGUUCAACAAUCGAAUUACUGCCAAAUUAUUUAUCCCAUAAACCAAUUAAUUAUUUGCCAUCAUUAUCCCAUCAUUUAGUACAAGAUAACUCAUCAUAUUCACCGUGUAAUCUUUUCAAUCAGCCAUUACGUAAACUAGAAAGUGAUUCUUCGAAUGAGAGGCUAUGUUCUUUAUACGAAACUUCAUGCUCUUCUUGUACUUUAUCGUCUUCGUCUUAUUCACCUUCUGUCCUUCCGCUCUGUACAUCUCUGAAAACAAUAUCAUCAUAUCCCUCUUCUGCAUGCUGCAGCAUACCAUUUACUUCAGCUUGCACACCUACUUUAUCAAACACUUCAACACCCCUUUUAUCACUUCCAUCACAUAAUCCAUCAUCAUUAUCGUCAUCAUCUCCACCUUCAUCAAAAACCAGAUUUAUGCAUAAACAUUUGGAUGUUUCUCCGUUGAAUUAUUCAUCACUAUUAUCUAAUAAUAAUCCCUCAACACUAGUUGAUUUUAUAGAUAGAAAAAACCCGUCAGAACUUAAUAAAUCAAUUGAUUCAAAUAUUUUAAUUCAACAUGUACAACAACAGAAAAGAAAUCGUAAACGUCGAAGUGGUAUACAUCAAGUUUUUGAGAACGAAUGUUUCAACAGUGGGACAAAUUUUUAUCUAGGCAUUACUACCAGACAAAAACGUAUGCGUACAUCCUUUAAACAUCAUCAAUUGAGGACAAUGAAAGCUUAUUUCAAUAUAAACCAUAACCCUGAUGUUAAAGAUUUAAAAGUAUUAACAGAGAAGACAGGAUUGUCAAAACGUGUUCUACAGGUUUGGUUUCAAAACGCUCGAGCAAAAUAUCGGCGUAAUUUAGUCCGUCAAGAAAAUACUUCAACGUCUGUAAAUAAUAAUAUUAAUAAUAGUUUAACAAGUGGUUUAAUUACAUCUUCUAACUGUGGUUCUUCAGAAAUGAUAGGCAAUUCCAUUUCAGAAUGUGAUAGUCAAUCUAGUCAAAUCAAUCCAGAUGAUUUUACUAUCAGUCAAACAACACCAUCUUCAACAUCACCACAUAAAAACGAUCUAAUACAAGAUGAUGAUGAUGAUGAUGAUGAUGACGAUAAUGUGGAUGAUGAUGAAGAAGAAGAAGGAAGAGUAAAUGACAUGAAUGAUAUUGACAAUGAACUAGAACAUAACCAAAUAAUGAGUGUUUUAAAUAAAACUGAUUGUCAAACAAAUCAGAAUAUACAAGCAAAACAAUGUGAAAAUUCUAAUUUAAUUGAUUUUGAAGAUAAUCUUAACUGUUCUCAUUAUCAUGAUCAUCAUUCAACAAAUGAACUGCACAAGUUAACUUCACACAAUGAACAAGAACAACAACAACCAUCAAUCAAUUUGACUCCAUGUAUUACUUCAAUUAAUUCAUUCACAUUACAUUCUGCCUAUAAUACAGAUAAUAUAUUAAUAUCCCAAAAUAAUAAUAAUAAUAAUGAAAGUAAUAAUAAUAAGAAUAAUAAGAAUAAUAAUUAUAAUUUAAUAAAUACAAAUAAAAUCUAUCUUGAAAAUGAACAUCAACUAACUACAAAUAUGAUUAAUUAUACAGAUAAAUUAAAUAAUCUUGUUUUAUCAAAUAAAUGUCAUCCUGUAAAUUGUUUCACAUUAACUAGAAUUCAUUAAGAAUAUACCCCCUUUUGAAGUUAAUAAAUAAAAUUAUCGAAAUUAAUGAACAAUAAUCAUACUCCUCCUCCUUCUCCUCCUCCUCCUCCUCCUCCUCCU
This is a messenger RNA of Schistosoma rodhaini, 3334 nucleotides long. Lineage: Eukaryota; Metazoa; Platyhelminthes; Trematoda; Strigeidida; Schistosomatidae. The record is from the annotation of a GenBank genome assembly.